GGCACCGCGUGUUUGUCCAAUGAGACCCCGCGGGCGGAGCCUGAGGUUGAAGAGCGGAAGUUAGGGAGAAGUUUCUGAGCUCACAUGGAGGAGGUGGCCCGGGGUUCUGAGGGGGCAGCCGGAGAUGCAGUAACUCCAGGGAGUAAGCGUGAUGUCACUCACGCCUCAGGGAAGCUCCCAGUCCGCACAAAAGCCUCUCUCCUUGACAGUGGGGAGGAUGUUGAGAUGAGCAAUGAUGACACAGAUGAAGAGGACACAAGUGAGCUCCCUUCUUUGGAAGUCUUGGGACUUCCUGAGGUCCAGGAUGCAGAUGAGGAAAACCCGGAGUCCAGCAUCAGGAAGAUGAACGAAGAGGCUGGAAGCAGGGCAGCGAAUCAGGACAGUUCACAGGAAACUGAUGAUGAGUGGCUUCAGGUCCUGGGGAACGGGCUGCUGAAGAAGAAAGUUCUAGUAGCUGGCCAGAGUCAGGAGCCGAGGCCACAGAAAGGUCAGAAUGUAACAGUGAGGCUGAAGAUGACGUUGGAGGAUGGGACAGAGGUGGAGGAAGAUCCCAAUCUUUGUUUCACCGUGGGGGACGGUGAUGUUAUCCAGGCAUUAGAUCUCUGCGUUCAGCUGAUGGACCAGAAUGAAGUUGCAUUGAUUGUCUCUGAUGCAAAGUACGCUUACGGCAGUCUGGGCAGCUCUGAGCCCAGUGUGCCCUCAAAUGCCACUGUCCAUUUGGAGGUUCAGCUUCUCUCUGUGGGUGACAGCCCGGACCUGGAACUGUUGUCGGGGAAGGAGAGACUGCUGCUGGCUAAUAAGAAACGAGAGCGAGGAAAUACGUAUUUCUUGCGAAAUGAAUAUGUCUCUGCAAUCAGCUCCUACGACAUUGCUCUCAAUAUCAUCAACUCCAGCUCCAAAGUUGACUUUCUGGAGGGGGAGGAGAAGGAGCUGAUGAAUGUGAAGGUGAAAUGUUUGAAUAAUCUGGCAGCUGCUCAGUUAAAGCUCGAACACUUUGAGGCAGCUCUGAAAUCCUCAAAUGCAGCCCUCCAGCACCAACCGAACAACGUCAAGGCCCUCUUCAGGAAAGGAAAGGUCCUGGCCCUGCAGGGUGAAUACACAGAGGCCAUUCCUGUCCUCAGGAAAGCUGCACAGCUUGAACCAUCAAAUAAGGCGAUUCAGGCUGAACUGUCCCAGGUCAUGAGGAAGCAGUCAGAGCAGCGGAUCACCGAGCAGGCCAUGUAUCGCAAGAUGCUCGGAGACAUUGCAGUGCCUCCUCGCUGCCAACCAUCCCGAUCAUCCUGGAAGAUUCCAUGGAAGUGGCUGUUUGGAGCGACAGUGGUUGCAGUUGGAGGUGUGGCUAUGUCAGUCAUCAUCGCUGCAAGAACCUGACACGUUGUUGCCAGAGUAACACUCGUUAAGAGGCAGGCUACAGACAAUUGCAGAAUUUCUCAAAUACGUUCUUUUUUCCAAUUCAGAGCAUUCUGGGCCUCCUAUUACUUCAGGUAUUGUAAAUAAAGUUACAGGAAUUGAGCCAACCCAGUUCUUUCAUUCCAUUUAAACUUAUUGACUUGGAGCCUGUGACAGACUGCAGAUUGGUUGAUAUACCUGUUUUGAUUUGACAUUAAUUUAUUUCUUUUGGGGUGGGGGGGGGAAAGAGCGCAUGGAGCUUCCUAUCAAGUGACACGUUUAUAUAAUUAUAAUAAAAUGUUCUUAUUGAA
Messenger RNA from Rhincodon typus (whale shark), 1700 nucleotides. It is a transcript of the gene fkbp8, whose product is annotated as FKBP prolyl isomerase 8. The record is from RefSeq and is a predicted model, not a curated record. Lineage: Eukaryota; Metazoa; Chordata; Chondrichthyes; Orectolobiformes; Rhincodontidae. Gene Ontology annotation, molecular function: protein binding; peptidyl-prolyl cis-trans isomerase activity. The transcript has 9 exons. The coding region runs from base 85 to 1371 and encodes 428 amino acids.